AUGCGUUACAACCUCAUCCAGAUGGUCCUGCGUAGCACCGCGCUGCUCAUGACGCUCCUCCUAACGGCUCUUACCGGCAGCGUUGUUGCAUCCAACAUUGACGCUGCAGGCUCCGCAACUGCCGCUGUCAACUUCAUCAUGUUUGUUGCAAUUAUCUGUUGGAUCGUUUGCAUCAUCGGCCUUCUCUCUUUCUUCGUCUCUGCCCUCGACAAACCGCUCAUGCAGUUACCCCUGGACGGUUUAGCUGUUCUCUUCACUUUCAUCGGCGCCAUUGUUCUUGCUGCCAAGCUGCGUGUCGUCAACUGUGGAGAGAUCAACCCGAAAGCUCUACCAUCGGACUGGAUCGCAUGGGGCUCAGCAAGCGACGAGGGACGUUGUCGUCGGCUACAGGCGAGCACCGUCUUCGUAUGGUUCCUGUUCGCUUGCGUAUCUGGAAGCUUGUUCAUAACCAUUCGAAACGCGCGUAAUACUUUUGGCUCUCUGCGCAGCGCAGCUUCGAGACCAUCAAUGUCCCAGAUUUCAUCCAGUGUCUGA
This is a messenger RNA of Fusarium sp. VM40, 534 nucleotides long. NCBI's taxonomy places the organism in Eukaryota, Fungi, Ascomycota, Sordariomycetes, Hypocreales, Nectriaceae. The record is from the annotation of a GenBank genome assembly.